Messenger RNA from Linnemannia hyalina, 1665 nucleotides. The record is from the annotation of a GenBank genome assembly. NCBI's taxonomy places the organism in Eukaryota, Fungi, Mortierellomycota, Mortierellomycetes, Mortierellales, Mortierellaceae.
AUGGCGUCCCUUCAGUGCUCCCCGGUCUAUAAAACCUUCAUCAGACAGUUGUCUACCCAGCACAGAACCUUCCGCAACAUCACCGCCGUCCACACCCCUGUCCUCCACAAGUCCUUCUCCUCAUCCUCCCGCAUCAUGACCGCAGAAAAGAUUCUCAAUGGCAGAAACAUGAACUCCCAGGUCCGCAAGGCCGAAUACGCCGUCCGUGGUGAACUCGCCAUCCGCUCAGAGACACUCAAGACUUCGGCUCAGCACUUUGUUGACAAAUGGCUUGUUCUUAACCCCGGAUCUGGAAACCCGUCUGAUCUGGAGGAGGAGCUCGCCAAGGGUGCUAAGCUUCCCUUCAAGCGUGUCGUCGGCUGCAACAUUGGAAACCCUCAGGCUUUGGAUCAGAAGCCCAUUACCUUCUUCCGCCAGGUUGCUUCUCUUGUUGAAUACCCAGAGCUCCUCAAGGAUGAGAACGCUGAAGCUGCUGCCAAGUUCUACCCCAGCGAUGCCAUUGCCCGCGCAAAGUUGUUGCUCAAGAACAUUGGCUCUGUUGGUGCCUACUCCCACUCUCAAGGAAUCCCUCACAUCCGCGAGAGCGUCGCCAAGUUCAUUUCCGAGCGUGACGGAUACCCAGCCGAUCCUUCCAAGAUCUUUUUGACCCAGGGAGCCUCUGCCGGUGUCCAGCUUACCCUCGAGAUGAUUAUUUCGCACAACAAGGUCGGCGUCAUGAUCCCCAUUCCCCAGUACCCUCUUUACACCGCCACCCUGGCUGUUCUUGAUGCCAACCCCGUGCCAUACUAUCUGGACGAGUCCAAGCAGUGGGGUCUCACCAGCAAAGAGCUUCAGCGUGCAUACGACGAGUCGGAAAAGAUGGGCAUUGAGACUCGCGCUUUGGUCAUCAUCAACCCCGGUAACCCUACUGGACAGUGCUUGGCUGAGGACAACAUGAAGGAGAUUAUCGAGUUCUGCAGCAAGAACAAGGUCAUCCUCUUGGCCGAUGAGGUUUACCAGACCAACAUCUACCGCCCCGAGGACCGCCCCUUCCACUCGUUCAAGAAGGUGUUGAAGUCGAUGGGCCCCAAGUACGAGGGCUUUGAGAUGAUUUCGUACCACUCGAUCUCCAAGGGCAUGAUUGGCGAGUGCGGUCGUCGUGGCGGUUACUUUGAGUGCGAGGGCUUGGAUGCUGAGGUCAUGGAGCAGAUCUACAAGAUUUCGUCCAUCAGCUUGUGCCCUAACGUCCAGGGUCAGAUCAUGGUUGACUUGAUGGUCAGCCCUCCCAAGAAGGGCGACCCCUCUUACCCUCUUUACAAGAAGGAGUACGACGCCAUCUACAACUCUUUGAUUGAGCGUGCCGCGAUCCUCGAGAAGACUUUCAACAGCCUUGAGGGAUGCACUUGCAACAGCGCUGACGGUGCCAUGUACCUCUUCCCCCAGAUCCGCCUGCCCAAGAAAGCUAUUGAGGCCGCCAAGGCCGUUGGCAAGGAGCCCGACCACUUUUACUGCAUGGCUAUGCUCGAGUCGACUGGUGUGUGCAUGGUUGCAGGAUCUGGAUUCGGUCAAGUUGAGGGCACUGCUCACUUCCGCAGCACGUUCUUGCCCCAACCCGAGUUGUUUGACGACUUCUGCUCGGGAAUUAAGAACUUCCACGCCGACUUUAUGAACAAGUACCGCGAAUAG